UUGUUUUUCUCUUUCAUCUUUUCUCUUGAGUUAUUUCUUCUCAGCAGAUUAAUUUUGCAAUAAACAAAGCUACUCCAUGGUUAACCUUAUGCACUGUUAAUUUGAGAGCCAUACACAUCUUAUGAACAUUGACGUUAGUGACAAUCCAAUAACGACGAGUAGGUACUUUAGCUGCAUAGGAGCUAUUACGACUGGAUCUUCAGGCAUGACACGUGACCUUCCAUAUUCAACUCGGAGGAGUCCAAUGUUCCAUGGAUGGGAAGGCAAUGAUGACAUGAUGAUUCAAUUGGGGUCUAAUCCUUGGGGCUGACUACAACAUUUCACUUUAGUGACAAGUAAAUUAAGUACAAUACUAAAUAACAUCAUUCUUUUAUUCCUCACGAUUCACAACAACCGUAUACGUUACAUACCAUCAUCAUGGAAGCAGGACAGGAUAAGGGAUCUCAAUCCCAGGCUAGAUAUUAUUCCAUAGUCAUUGAGAUACAGAACACUGAGCCGACGAAUUCCUAGACUCUCUCCGGAGAUGAAAAACGCCGCGUCCGCCUCUAUGGAAGACUACGUCAUGGUGGAUUGCUCAGACAACAGUCCAGGGAACGGAGGUAUUUUGACUCCGGUGAUUUGGCUCUGUCUGCAGCCGUUAAAGUGACUGAUGACGGUCCAAUUCAAACUGGCACAGCCCACCCUAUGCGUGACAAUAUUUCGCGUCCUUAUGCCCCGGUUCCCAAUACUAGCAAUGCCAACAAAGAUGCCAACAGGGACGUUAGUGGCGAGAGCCAAGUUCAAGAAAUGAUAGAUAGCCCUCUACACCAGCAAAUUAACAGUGUGAAUAAUAUGCAGAAACCGAAAGGAACUAUUUAGGAUAGACAACUUUUCUGGCAAUGCUUUUCAGUCUAUCCAUGAGUCUCAUGUGACACCCG
This is a messenger RNA of Aspergillus caelatus, 917 nucleotides long. RefSeq lists its product as uncharacterized. The transcript has 3 exons. The record is from RefSeq and is a predicted model, not a curated record. Bases 122 to 310 code for a protein of 62 amino acids. Lineage: Eukaryota; Fungi; Ascomycota; Eurotiomycetes; Eurotiales; Aspergillaceae.